UUAAUGGGAAGUAAAUAAUUAUUUUACACUAUGUGGCAACUUCAGUUUUCGAUGACAGCCAAUAAUCUUUUGAUAAAGAAAAUCGGUAGUAGAUAUUAAGCAAACAGUAGUUUGAUCGGUCGAUCUUUAAAGGUAUUACAUUCACCCAGCCAAUCGUGAGAGGGGGAAUCCUCUGUUUGUAGUCCAAAAAUAGAAUGAGCGUAAACAACCCGGAAAGGGGUGUUCCUUCCGCUGUACACACGUGUUCUGUUUAGACUGCAUCUAAAGUGAAAAAUAUUCCCUAAAGUGUCCAAGGAAUUUUCUGUGGACUAUAAAUUGUUACCAUGAAUCCUAAGUCGGCAUUCUACUACAAGCAACUCGACUAUCUAAAGCUCUCAAAAUUAGAAAACAGCACAAAAUGGGCAUCUCUUUUCUUAUGUCAUUCAAAUUGGCAAUUUGUUGUGCAAUUCUUUUCUUGGCUGGUAAAGUUGAUCUCGCAGCAAUAUGUUCAGAACCAGCAAACCUUGCGGAGCAAUACGCUCAAUACAUGGCUAAAGAAACGGAAUCAAGUGUCAAGGAAUACCUAGACUCAUAUCCAACCAACAACACCCUUCCUGAUGAGGAGGAACAACUCAUAUACGGUGACAAAACCUGUCCCGCUAGUCUCCAAUCCAUCACAACUGACCCUAACAGUAAAGUUUUCGAGAGAACAACUUGUCCCUUUUUUCUCGUAGCUUCUCAUCUAUCCACUCGGUACCCAAAAAUUAUAACCGAGGCUCGCUGCAAGUGUCAAGCCUGUCUGGAAGAAAAAGGUCACAGCACCAUUACCGGAUGUGAACCCGUGUAUCGGCCAGUCAGAGUCCUUUUGAGGACCGGAAGCUGUGUUAAUGGGGUGUACCAAUAUUCAUCGGCCAUGUAUAUGAAGCAAGAAGGAUGUACAUGUGCCAAGAAGAGGGAAGCUCUCUCAGUCCCAGUGUCCAACACGAGUUCUAAUGAUGAUCCCAUUACUAUGUAACUUAAAGGAUAAUGUCUACCCCAGUCUUUCAAAGAAUUUAUCUGACGAUGAUACUCAAUACUCAAUGUUGUGUAAAUGUGUAUGCAUGUAAUAUCUAUAUUAUACAUUGUUAUUCAUUGCAUAUUUUGUUAGUUUCCGUCUCCAUCAUCAUACCAUACAUGUAGCAUAUGUCGCAUUUUUGAAGCAUAUUUAUUUAUUACGCGUUUUGCUAGUGAUUUUAUAGGAUUUUUUUUUAAAUUAUUGUAUUUUAUGAAGUAUUUUGCAUUGUCGUAUUAUUUUACAAAGGUUGUUCAAUAAAGAAUUUUUACAAUUUCAAA
Ostrea edulis (European flat oyster) is the source of this 1311-nucleotide messenger RNA. Its product is annotated as interleukin 17-like protein. The transcript has 2 exons. Lineage: Eukaryota; Metazoa; Mollusca; Bivalvia; Ostreida; Ostreidae. Gene Ontology annotation, molecular function: cytokine activity. The record is from RefSeq and is a predicted model, not a curated record. Gene Ontology annotation, cellular component: extracellular region. The coding region runs from base 398 to 994 and encodes 198 amino acids.